This is a messenger RNA of Osmia bicornis bicornis, 1940 nucleotides long. RefSeq lists its product as uncharacterized. Bases 515 to 748 code for a protein of 77 amino acids. The record is from RefSeq and is a predicted model, not a curated record. The transcript has 7 exons. Lineage: Eukaryota; Metazoa; Arthropoda; Insecta; Hymenoptera; Megachilidae.
GCAGUCUUGUAGUGUAGUGCAGCAUUCCUCUUCGAAGCUUCGUUGUUUUUGCACGUGUCUGUAACAGAAAGGUCGAUCAAUGUUAAUAUAUGAUUUCUCAAUAUCAACCAACAGAGAUCAUCAGCAGAGUGUUUCCAUCCAACUAUCCUUCAAUAUCUGGUUGUUAGUUUGAAAUGGCGGUGAUUGGUUGUUCCAUUCGGCGUGCUGACAUUUCGCCCAAUCAGAUUCGUCGCUGUGUGGGUGAGUGCACAGACUUGUAGCGUCGUGCAGCAUUCCUCUUCGAAGCAUCGUCCGUUUUGCACGCUUCUACAGCAGAAUUAUCAACCAAUGCCAGUAUGCCAACAAUCUACCUACUAUACUACUCUAUAACAUCAAUCUGCUAAGGAGACCAUUUGCCGAGGAGACCAUUUGCCGAGGGGACCAUUUGCUGAGGAGACCAUCCGCUGGGUGUUUUCGUCUACCUUUCUUCCAAUAGCUGCUCACCGGUUCGACAAUUCUGGUGACAUUAGUUCUAAUGGUCCUGGCGGUGGCUUCGUCCCAGGACUACAGUCAGCUGUUCGCAGGGUUCGGACCGUAUUUGGGUCAAACUUCUGCGAUGAGAGAUCCGAGAUCGAACAGAGGUCCAGUGUUGUUCCCACCGGGUCCGCCGCCAAACAAUGCGGACACGAGCGGAGUAGUAGUGGGCGCAAGUGGAUAUGGAUUCGUGCCACCUAACCCAGCUUUUUACAGGUACUUUUACUACAAAUAGGGGGUAACAAAGGGUAGAUGAGCAUCUAUUUGCGGCAGCUGCGUCACCUACGGACCUACAGCAUCGCAAAGUGUCCUCCUGAAGAUUUGUUAAGAAUCUUCGUCGAAAAGUCGCAAAAUCCAUCAGUGGAUCAAUUUAGGAAACAAGAAUUUUGCACUCGUUUUUGUGUAUGCUUCAAGUGCGAAUAACAGAACGUAUACGAACAGAAAUAUCUAAUUAAUAUAUAUGUUAUUAAUAUUCAAGGCGUCUCGUAAAUGGUGGUAUCAACUAAAAGACAGCAUCUAUAAAAAUUUAAAAAAUUGACUUCCUUGAAGGGAAAUAUUCUACGGAAGAAAAUUUGAUUACAGGUUUUCCAUUUAUUUUGUCCUUUUAUGUUUUUACAACCAGCUGCAUGAUACCUCGUACAGGUUUACGAUACUGUAAUCAGUAUUACUAAACAGGAUUACAGCGAAACCUCAGUUCGCACAUUAAACGCCGCAGUGAAAAUGGACGUAUACAGUAAGAUAGAUUACCAUAAUGUUUAAUUUAUCUAUUAAGACUCACAAAGUAUUGAAAAUUGUUCACCGAUUUAUCAAUUUUUAAUUAUUCAAUGCCAAUGACUCCAUGGCCACCGAAGUGUCCAUUACCUCUGAAAUUGUGCAAUCCCCGCGAUGAACUUGAAAAUACCUUUCAAUCUCACUCGAUUAUUCUCCUCGCAAUAAUAGAAAUCGAUGAACUUAACACAAAUACGGAUUCACGUUCACACUUUGCUUAGAUCUGAAACUUUCUGUUGUAAGUCACGUAACACGGUCGAUUAUGAAAUACGAUCUGUGCAAAGACCAGUCGAUCGAGUGACAACCGAGAAAUCAAGCAUCGAUCAUACUUGUACCAUUAAUUGAUCGUGGAUCCUGUUAACAGAUUCAUUGUGUUGAUUUCAACGAUUUCCUGAGCCGAGUAUGAAAUCAUUCUGAUACGAUUAUUGAUGUAUUACGUCAUACCUCGAUCGAUCGAUCGAUUCGUUACACAGUCAGGUUAGUCAUGGCUGCACUUGAAAACGGGAUGCGAAAAGCGGGGGCGGUGAAAUAACAGAACGGUUAAUCAAGCACCGUUCACCGGUCACGGUUAAUCAACGUAGAUCUAAUAGUGUAAUAUCGGCAGUUGUACAUAUACCAUAUAUACUGGCGCAAUAAACUUUAUUUGUUGUUGAACCCAA